ACCGCAGAGCUGGCGGCCCAAGGGGAAUCGCAGAGUCAAGAAAGUUUCUCCGACCUCUCUCCAGCAAAUGGUGAAUGUAUAAGAACAUCUUCUGGAAUUUAUGAGAGAAAUGGAGUAGGUAUUCAUACCACUCCUAAUGGGAUUGUCUACACAGGAAACUGGAAAGAUGACAAGAUGAAUGGUUUUGGAAAACUUGAGCAUUUUUCAGGAGCAGUAUAUGAAGGACAAUUUAAGGACAAUAUGUUUCAUGGAUUAGGAACUUACACAUUCCCAACUGGGGCAAAGUACACUGGAAAUUUCAAUGAAAAUAGGGUGGAAGGUGAAGGGGAAUAUACCGAUAUCUAUGGACUAGAAUGGAGUGGUAACUUCCAUUUCACAGCCGCUCCAGGCCUGAGACUAAAGUUCCAAAUGUAGAUGUUCUGCACUGAAGUUUAAAUGCGGCAAUUGAAGCCUUUAGUUGUAAGCAGAGCAGCUAAAUUUGUUAUCUGAAAUGACUUCAUACACAACCUCCACAAAAUUGCCAAUAAAACUAUCACUCACUUAUGCCUUAUUGAAUUUUAUUUUCAUUGAAUACAUUAUGUGAUUCAAUUCAGAGUUUGCUUAUUUUAAUCCAUACAGCAGAAAUAUUAAUUUAACUAUUAAUUAAAUAGUUAAUUUUCCAAUCCUGGAUUUUGUCAUCUUUUUUUCCCCCUAGUUUGUGCUUUCAUGUUUAUUUUUGGAGAAAAAAAAAAUUCCCUGCAUUAUCCUUUGUAAGUAAUCAGAUAUUUGGUCCCUAUUGAAAUUUUUUAUUGUUGUGAUAAUGCUUACAUGAAGUCUACCCUCUUAACAAACAUGUUGUGUACAAUACAUUAUUACUGACUUCAGGUAUAAUAUGGUACAAAUCUCUAUAGCUUAUUCACCUUCUUUUUAAAUACACAUGAAACAAUUUUUUAAACU
This is a messenger RNA of Urocitellus parryii (Arctic ground squirrel), 936 nucleotides long. It is a transcript of the gene Morn2, whose product is annotated as MORN repeat containing 2. NCBI's taxonomy places the organism in Eukaryota, Metazoa, Chordata, Mammalia, Rodentia, Sciuridae. The record is from RefSeq and is a predicted model, not a curated record.